GUCACGACCCUUGUAUAAAUAUCAUCAUCCAUUUUCCCAAGCGCUUUCUCUUUUUCUUUUCACUCCAAAUCUGUUUCUCAAUAUACUCUCCUCUUCACCACCAGAUUCAUAUCACUCUUUGCGAAUUAUGAAGAAAAUCAAAUCAGGUUUUGAGGCUUUUUGUGAUGUGGGUCUUGGAAAAUGUGACAGAAAGAACUGAAAUUUGCAAUCUUUGGUAAAGGGUUUUUAGGGUUUGGUGAUUUUCUGUAGCUUGAUAUAUAGAAAUGAUGGAUGAUGGUAAUGAUAAUGAUGCUAGUGUGGAUGGUAUGGUAAUGGACUUGGAUUUGAAUCGAGAGCCCGAGAUUGUUAGUUCAGGAUUGGCGUUGGGGCCUUUUAUAAGUGAACUAGAGAAUACCCAAGAUCGAAUUGAAGACAGGAUGCGACAGCUUGAGGAGGUUUCGUCUAGGGCUAGGCAACGUCAGAGGUGGAGACAGACUCGAAACUUGAUUGCGGAGUCGAGUAGUUUUGUUGGGUAUGAGCCGAGAGGGGUGAUUGAGAGUGGAAUGCGUAAUGGGGAGGAGAGACUAGCUGGUUGUAAAAGGGAUAGUAGUCAUCUAGUGGCGAAUGCGUUGGAGAUGGAUUUGGAUACUGGAAAGGAUAGUGGUAAUAGUGGGGGACUUUUUGAUUGUAAUAUAUGCUUGGACAUGGCAAAGGAACCUGUAGUGACGUGUUGUGGUCACUUGUUCUGUUGGGCAUGUUAUUAUCAGUUCUCUGUUGACUCGAACUCGAGUGCUAAGGAGUGUCCUGUUUGUAGGGGAGAGGUCACAGAUGCAAGUAUUACCCCGAUAUAUGGAAAUGCCAGUAAUACCCAGUUGAUGGAGACUGAGACUGGCUUGAAGAUACCUCCUAGGCCACCAGCACAUCGUAUAGAGAGUGUGAGGCAACAGCGUGUCAACCAACGUAUUACCCAUAUUCCAGUUGCAGAAGCACUUCGACGUAUAAGGAUUAGCAUUGGGGCAACUACAGAGCAGCCAAGACAGGAAGGUGUUAACAAUGUGCCUGGAGAACAGCCCACACAGCCGAAUCUUCCCAAUGCAAAUGCUUCUGUGGGAACUAGUUCUCCAGUCUUGCGAAGAGCUGAAGUUGGGGGUACCUGGCGCCUGCGUUCCCGUCAGUUUUCCAGAGUAUUAUCAGAAAGUGCUGCUUCACUUUCUUCCGUUUCAUCUGCAUUGAGUAAUGCAGAAAGGUUAGUUGAAGACCUCGAGACUUACAUUCAUGGCCGCCUUCUGCGAAGAACUGAUUCACAGUUCCGUGCAGUUACUAGUGGGGAUAUAUUUAGCAGCAGUGAUGCUGCUGCUGUGCGAAGAGCGCUCAACACUGUAGAUUCUAGUAGUGAGGCAAAUUUAGUAGUUAACCUCCCCUCGAUUUCUGAAACAUAUAAUGCUUCUGUUGCUGUUUUAGAAAGUGGUGCCCCUGUUGAAGGAGAUGUAACAAUGUCCCGUCCUUCCUCUUCCAGAAGAAGAAAUGGUGCUUCUCGGACUUCAGAUGUUGAUAGUGGAGCCUCUCGAGAAUCACGGAGGAGAAGAUUGAGGUGAUUUAAUUUUUCAAACUCAAAGGAAAAUAUGCGUUUUCAUCUCUUCGUUUCUGGAAGUUUAAGUUUCUGUUGACUUACGCUUAACAUGCAUCUCAACACAUGUAUAAAUCAGAUAAUUGCAGGCAAUUAAUUUCGAAUUCAUUAAGUACUCCCUCGUUGCUACAAUAGAGACAUUUGGCUUCUGUAAUUUGUUUGUUCAUCCUGAUAUAAGCAUAGAUGUGCAUUUAUGUGUUUC
This is a messenger RNA of Daucus carota subsp. sativus, 1808 nucleotides long. RefSeq lists its product as uncharacterized. The transcript is spliced from 2 exons. The record is from RefSeq and is a predicted model, not a curated record. Bases 264 to 1574 code for a protein of 436 amino acids. Gene Ontology annotation, biological process: ubiquitin-dependent protein catabolic process. Gene Ontology annotation, molecular function: ubiquitin-like protein conjugating enzyme binding; ubiquitin protein ligase activity. Gene Ontology annotation, cellular component: endoplasmic reticulum. NCBI's taxonomy places the organism in Eukaryota, Viridiplantae, Streptophyta, Magnoliopsida, Apiales, Apiaceae.